Amorphotheca resinae ATCC 22711 is the source of this 1560-nucleotide messenger RNA. RefSeq lists its product as hypothetical. Gene Ontology annotation, cellular component: membrane. The record is from RefSeq and is a predicted model, not a curated record. Gene Ontology annotation, biological process: amino acid transport; transmembrane transport. The transcript has 4 exons. Lineage: Eukaryota; Fungi; Ascomycota; Leotiomycetes; Helotiales; Amorphothecaceae. Gene Ontology annotation, molecular function: transmembrane transporter activity. The coding region runs from base 1 to 1560 and encodes 519 amino acids.
AUGCCGCCACACGUCGCCGAUGACGAGCAGCUCGCCUCCUUCGGGCACAAGGCCGAGCUGCAGCGGAACUUCUCCCCGCUCGCCAUGCUCGGCCUCGCUUUCGCCAUCCUGAACUCAUGGACUGCGCUCUCUGCUUCUCUCUCCCUCGCCCUCCCAAGUGGUGGUCCUACUUCCGUGAUAUGGGGUCUUGUCAGUGCUGGCAUCUGCAACCUCUGUCUGGCGGCUUCCCUCGCCGAGUUCCUCUCCGCCUAUCCGACAGCCGGCGGCCAGUACCACUGGGUCGCAGCUAUUGCCUGGAAGCGGUGGGUACCGAUCCUGUCCUGGAUCACGGGCUGGAUUAAUGUUGGGGGCUGGAUCGCGCUCGUUGCGUCGGGAGGUCUGCUGGGAAGCCAGCUGAUCGUUGGGGUAAUUACGUUCAUGCAGCCCGAGUAUGAGGCGCGUGCUUGGCACCAGUUUCUCAUCUACAUUGGAUACAAUCUUGUUGCUUUUCUAAUCAACGCUUUCAUGACGAUGACCCUCCCUAUCAUCACGAAAGCCGCGUUUUUGUGGUCCAUCGCCGGCUUUGUCGUCAUCUCAAUCACGGUCCUGGCGUGUGCAUCGCCGAACUACUCAUCUGGAGAUUUUGUGUUUAGGGAAUUUAUAAAUGAGACUGGAUGGCCUGAUGGCAUUGCCUGGCUGCUUGGUCUUCUGCAGGCGGGGCUGGGCUUGACGGGCUUCGAUGCUGUUGCGCACAUGGUUGAAGAGAUCCCUAACGCAUCCGUCGAAGGCCCCAAGAUCAUGAUAGCAUGCGUUGGUAUUGGAAUCUUUACAGGCUUUAUCUUCCUUACUGUCUUGCUCUUCGUUGCCGGGAAUGUCAAUGACGUUAUCACUUCCUCCGCUGGGCCAUUGCUGCAGAUAUUUUACAAUGCCACGCAAAACCGUGCUGGUUCUAUCUGCCUAUUAGUAUUCCCUCUCGUGUGCUUACUCUUCGCCACCAUCAGUAUCAUGACGACCUCCAGCCGCAUGGCGUGGGCCUUCGCCAGAGACGGCGGUCUUCCCUUCUCCAAAAUCUUCGCCACCGUUCACCCCAAAUUGGGACUACCCCUGAAUGCGCUCAUCCUGACCGUUCUCCUCGACGUGAUCUUCGGCUGUAUCUUCCUUGGCUCCAGUAGCGCCUUCAACGCCAUCAUCUCUGCCUCUGUCGUCGCCCUCGGUAUCUCCUACGCCAUCCCUAUCGCCGUGAACUGUCUACGCGGGCGUACCAUGCUCGGCGAGCGCCCCUUCGUGCUCUCCCCAGUCUUAGGCUGGACCGCUAACAUCAUCGGCAUAAUCUACGUCCUCGUAACAACCGUGCUCUUCGUCUUCCCGCCCACGCUCCCUGUCACGGGCUCCAACAUGAACUACUGCAUCGUAGCCUUCGCCAUCGUCAUCAUCAUCGCUACCAUCCAGUGGUUCGUCGAUGGGAAGAAGAACUUCCACGGCCCGCAUAUCGACCUGGUGGUGCUGACGGAGGACGAGGCUCUGCAUGUCGAUCCUACUCUCCGCGGGUCGGAGGAGGAUGGGAAGAAAUCGGCGACUUGA